Messenger RNA from Drosophila ficusphila, 838 nucleotides. It is a transcript of the gene PrBP, whose product is annotated as probable cGMP 3',5'-cyclic phosphodiesterase subunit delta. The record is from RefSeq and is a predicted model, not a curated record. NCBI's taxonomy places the organism in Eukaryota, Metazoa, Arthropoda, Insecta, Diptera, Drosophilidae. The coding region runs from base 158 to 613 and encodes 151 amino acids. The transcript has a single exon. Gene Ontology annotation, cellular component: cytoplasm.
UGUGAACUAGUUCUUAGUCGAACAGCUGGCUGGCAUUAGGAUUAAAAAUAAACAUAUUUGAUUGAUUUUCUGCCCGAAAGUAUACGUAAACGCGUAGGCGCUCCCACCUGGUAUUUAGUGCACCCGAUUGACCAACUUCGCAUCUUCACGGACAGCUAUGGGUUCCGAUGACCAGAGUGCCGGGGACAGGAUCCAGAAGGGAUUCCAGAUUAACUACAUGAUUUUACGGGACGCCGACAGCGGGAAGAUAAUCUGGCAGGAGAACAAGGACUUUUCGGCACCCGACCAGGAGCACGAGGCCAGGGUGCCGGUGAAAAUACUGGACAUGCGAGCCGUUUCCCGGGAAAUCAACUUCAGCACCAUCGAACCGAUGGAGAACUUUCGACUGGACCAGAAGGUGCUCUUCAAGGGUCGCAUCAUGGAGGAGUGGUUCUUCGAGAUGGGAUUCGUGGGCGCCAACACCACCAACACCUGGCAGUCGACGAUCGAAGCGGCACCCGAGUCCCAGAUGAUGCCGGCCAAGGUUUUAAAUGGCAACGUGACGAUCCAAACCAGUUUCUACGACAACGAGACACUCAUCACCAAAUCGGUUGUGCGCCUGUACUACAUUUAGGCGGUUGUGAGUCAUCUGGCCAGCCACCAGGUGUUCCCUCCCAUCUAAUAACACCAACUGGAUCUUCUCAAGAUGUUCUCUGUUAACACAUACUUCGCUUUAGAGUACUUCUGCAUUUCAAUGCAAUUGUUUGCGCGUUUAUCAACUAGUUGUAGCCUAAUGCAUUUUAAUCUAAUUUUACAUUUACCGUAUUAAUUUAUUAAUAAAACCAUUUAACGAAUGUAA